Molecule: messenger RNA, 1242 nt
Organism: Peronospora farinosa
Lineage: Eukaryota; Oomycota; Peronosporomycetes; Peronosporales; Peronosporaceae
Source: the annotation of a GenBank genome assembly
AUGCACAAUCAGCUCACGCUUUACUUCAAACGCUUCGACGCGCAGCAGGUAAAUGACGAGCUGUUGUACAGUCUCGCGGCGGUCGCCACUGUGGGUAGCGAACAAUUGGAUGGACUUCACCUUGUGCUGUCAGAACUGGCUUCCAGACUACGCUGGUUCUUAGUGGUCUUAUUACUUGGGGUAUGGGUCGUCACGCUCGUGCUAUCGCGUCGCUAUCAUCUACACUCACCACUUCGUCGUGUGACCACGUAUCUAGGCAGCUACGUGGACAAGCUACGUGACUGGAAUCGUAAGCAGACCCAUGUCAGAGCUACUUGGCAUCAUCAUCAUUACCAUACUAACCGACCAAUAAUUCGUUCGACAAGCUGGACUGACGAUAACCUGGAGAUUGAUGAAAACGACUUGCUCAUUCUUUCGUCGCUAUCGCCUGAGCCGCGCGUCGUCUCCUUCAGCGUAGAAAAACAAGGCAGUGAUGCUGACAUUGGCAGUGACAUUAAGCGUGGUCAGAUUCGCCAGAUGGCUAAAGACAAGGGUGAUGACACGAUCGUCCGUCUUGACAGUAAAAGUGACCUUGCGGGCAAGAUUGUAUUGUAUCCACGAGAAGGUGCUUUAGGCGGACGACAUCAGAGCAACCAGAUCAUUUCCGACGAUCCAUACGUGAGUCGUUUUCACUUUCAAAUCCAGUACGAUCCUAUGGAGAAAGAGUACUAUCUCCAGGACCUCGGGAGCACGACUGGAACAUUCGUGUUUCUCAAACCAGACGCACCUAAGCGUCUGCAUGUGAACGACCGCGUGAAGCUAGGCGACACGGAGUUUGAAGUGUCGGCGAUUGACGAGAAAAUCACGACGGGGAUGCCGUUCUUGCGUAUCCGCUUUACUGAUGGCCCGCUCGUUGGUAUUUGCCAGACCAUUGGCAAGACGUCUGUGACUCUGGGUCGGUAUUCAAGCAAUGCACUGUGUAUCACCGAGGACGACUCGAUCUCUGGUAGACAUAGUCUGAUCUCGUACGUUGGCAAUGGAUUUUACAUUACGGACCUCCGCAGUACAAAUGGCACGGCUAUUCGCCUCAGUAGAAGCGGCAAGAAGAGCCGACGACGUUAUCUUCUACAUGGUGACGUGUUUGGGGUUGGCUCGAAUCGAUUCAUGAUCGAGUACUCGCACCAAUUAGCAGCCCAACGUCGACAUGUGACACUUAUACGAAAAGAUCAGAAGGAGAAUGACAACAUCGUGGUUGACACAUAG